GACGAUAAUUCUAAAUAGUUGUGUGUGCGAUAACUUUAGUACCUAUUGUGUAUAUGUGUGUAGUCAGUACGACUGUACAUUACUAAUUAGUAACUACUGACAGACGCAUCAUUUAAAGGAAAAUUCUGGUUACUGAACACAAGCUACGAGAUUUUAUUAGGAAUCGAACCCAUAAUACCAGCAUGGUGUUGUUACCAGUUGUAUUAUAUUUUUUGUUGAGCUUUCACAUUUUAAAUGCUUCGAACGAAAAUGAUGUGCAAAACCAAAAUGUUACUAUUUCAUUGCAUUCUCACAAUAAUAAUUAUUCUGGAGAUUAUGAUAUUACAACAAUUUAUAGAUUCAAAACUAUAUUACGUUCGCCGACUAAGUGUUCAAUAAUAAAACAAAAAGAAAACGAAUUUUCAUCUUGCCCACUUGAACGAAAAAAUUGGGGACGCCUUUGUACAAUAGAAAUACAUUCAAGGACAAAUGCCAUUGGGAUACCGUUGUCAACAAACGCAACAAUUUAUGAUAAUAAUUCAACGUCGGAAAAUGUCUUGCAAAUAAAUAUUGCUGAGUUGCAUAAAUAUGGAUUUAUUCAAAAUAAUAGUCGUAUGAGCGUUUAUUUUAAUUCAAAUUACUGGAAACGAUCAGCUAUUGAAACUACGGGAAAAGAAUGCAAUCUCGAAUCUACUGCUACUAGUACUCCUACAACGAAUACAGAAUAUAAGUUAAAUAAAUGUAUGGAAACAUUAGAGUAUAAAUAUGAAACACAUUACUAUCCAUACUAUGCAAGUGAUAAUGUUCAUCAAACGUUUCUCACGGUUUAUUGGACGCCAAAUAAAAAUCAAAGUUGCUUAUCAAUUACGUAUUUUCAUAAUUUAAAUUCUGAUAUGGAAAUCGUCCUGAGUGUAUCAAAUGAAAAUGACACAAUAAUAGCAUCACCAAUAUUAGAAAAAAAUGAUAGUAUAACAACGUUAAAAGUUGAAAACAUGAACCUUAUUCAAGAUCAAGAAUAUAAACUGUCAUUAAAAAGGAAAUAUGGUAAUAUGCGUUACUAUUACGGAUACAAUAGCAAUUUUGGAAAUUGGUUUGAACUCUUACGGAUUGCCCAAUGUCCAAAUAAUGAUGAAGAAGAAGUCAGACUUGUUUCUAUGGAUGAUAUUGGUGAUAAUUGGUGUAAACCCCAAAAACCUUUCAUUAUACUGGGAAAUGAUGAAGAAGAUGUUAGACCUAUUUCUAUAGAUAGAACCGUUAAUUGGAAUAGUUGUUCAAGCCUUACCAAUCAAAAAUUUAAAAAAGUCUUAAAUGUUAAAAAUAAUAAUUGCAACAAAAACUCAACAUCAUCAACAAAAUCUUGUUUAAAUGGAGGUUACAUACUACCAACAAGAUCAGCGUGCGUUUGCCCGCCUGGAUUUAUAGGACAAUUUUGUGAAAUAGGAUGUGGAUCAAAUCGUUAUGGAGCCGAUUGUAAAGGUGUUUGUUCGAUGCAUGCCAAUGAAAUGUGUCGCGGAUUGUUGAUGUGCACAAAAUAUUAUGGCUGUACAUGUCCAGUAGGUCUAACUGGCGAAUUGUGUGACGAAGAUUGUCCACCGGGUACAUAUGGCGCGAAUUGUAAUCAAAGAUGUUCAUCAAAUUGUCGUAAUAAUACUUGUGAUCAAUAUACCGGCAUCUGCUAUUAUGGAUGUUCACAAGGAUAUUUACCACCGUAUUGUUUACAAAAGUAUCCAUACCUUAUUAAUCCACCAAGACUUAUUUCGGAUGAAUACGAGGCAAUAGAGAUGGAAUUGAAUUUCGAAUCAAAAAAUAUAAAAGGAGGAGAUAAUACUAUAAAGUUAAAAUAUUAUCAAAUAUUUUACAAAUCAAAAACUGAAGAGGAAUUCACAAAAACUGAAUUUAAAAUUAUAAAUGAAAAUAAUACUAGAACCACUGAUAUUCUAAGCAAUUUAGAACCAGAUACCACUUAUAUAAUCGGUGUUCUGGUUAUAACAGACGAUGGCAACUUCAACGACAAAGAUAUAGUUUAUGAUCAAUAUAAAACAUCAUGUAUCCAACCUGAGGUUUCUGAUUAUAACAUUCAAUUAAUCAGUGGCAUAAAGAGUGUCAACGUAAGAUGGGAUAGAAUACAUAUAAAACGAUUAGAAUGCAAUAUAAUUAAAUAUAUACUAACGUUAACACUCAACAAAUCAAAAAAUAAAAUGUCGGGCAUUGAAGAAAUAGAAUCAAGUUCUGAUAAUGGCCACUUAAUAGAAAAUCUUUAUCCCGGAUACAAUUAUAGUAUAUCCCUGACUCCUAAGACUAAUAAAGGACCAAUGAUGUCGUCGCCAAUUUAUUCAUUUACUCCCCUAAUAACAAAAAAUGACGUCAGUAUUAAAGAUAUUAUUGCAACCACGGAUGAUGAUAAAAUUAAAAUAUUCUGGAAAUUAAAAAAUGUUUACCAACAGGACACAAUAGUCAAUGAACCUUUUACGUAUGUUGUCAAAUUUAAACUACAACGAAUUCUUAGUUGUUCUUUGGAAAAUUUAAAAAACGAUUGGACAUCAGUAAUUAUUUCCAAUCGAACGAACUAUGAAAUAUUCGAUGUGAUUCCUAAUGCACAAUACUGUAUACAAGUUCAAAUUGCUAAUGAUAACAUUAAUAUUCAACAAGAAACCCAAAUUUGCGCAUUAACACAAUCAUCCAAACCAACAAUUGAACCUGUUCUUGACCAUAAACACCCAAUAAAUGUAACGAACAGCUCUGUGUUUAUCCAAUGGAAAAUCGAUCCCGAAAAUUGUUCAAAGUUAAAUGGAUUCUUAUCAACGUUUUAUAUUGAAUUAAAGGAUAAAGAAAAUAACAUAUUACAAGUAAAUGAAACGAAAAACAACUACAUUUACAUUAAUGAUCUGAAAUCGAAUAAUUAUUAUGAACUGAAAGUUUUUAUAAAAACACACAUUGGAUAUAAUCCUGAACAUUUUCUGUUUACAAAUUUUACUACUAAAACAAGAUAUUUAACACCAGUCGAUGACUUAGUAGUUUAUAAAAAAAGUCUUAAAUAUCGAUUAGUGGGGCUUCGUUGGUAUUAUAUAGAAGAUGCAAGUUUAGAUGGAUUUAUAAUUUCAAUGAAUGAAGACACUUUUGGAAACGAAAACAAAGUUUCAGUGAUCACCCCAACUAAAUGUUCCGCUUGGCCAAAAUACUAUUGCUAUAUUUAUCGUGAUUUGAGCCCUACAAACAACUUUACUUUCAAUAUAAAGCCAAAGUCGUUAGAUUAUCCUGAAGGUGGCCCAGUGUCGUCUAUUUCAUUUAACAUAAACGAUGAAAUGCCAGAUCCACCAACUGAAUUGAAAAUUUCUGACAUUGGUAACACUUUUAUAUCUCUCCAGUGGGAUAUUCCAUGGAUAUUUAAUGGCAUACUGAAAAUGUUCAUUAUUAACGUAGAAGAAAUAUCAUACGAAAAUUUGAGUGUGUUUUCACCAGUUCAGACAACAGAAUAUCCAAUUUAUAAAGAAGAACCUUCUUAUAAUUAUACGCUCGAAAAUCUAAAUCCUGGCUCGACUUAUUCAAUUGCUGUAAUAUCCGUAUCCAAGUCACUAUGGUAUAGUUUACCAUCCAGAAUUGUCACAACAACACUUUUAGAUACUAAAUAAUUAUCAACGUAAUCGAUAUAUUUUUUUAUUAUUAUAAUUAACCUGCAUUCCAUUUAGUAUAUAACAAAUGAAAUCAUAAUAAUAUUUUACAUUAUUUUUCUUUGUAAUUUAUCUAAUAUUAACACAAACCUAUUUGGUUAUUUUAUUAUUAUACCUACUAUUAAUAAGUGCUUUUCUACAUACAUAUUACAAAUAUUUUUUUUUUUAUUUAUACAUUUUACGUAGUUGUGUAGUACCUACAUUUAUACUGAUUUAUAUUGUAACAUGUACCUAGUUGUUACUCGUUAUCUAUAGUGUUUAAAACUUCAAACCAAUGGGGAAACAUUGUACCUUAACAUUUUAAAAUUUAAUUAAUAAGAUCCAUUUGUUUUUUAUAACUCUGUUAUCCAGUAUAGAGAAUGGUUUAAAUUUCAUGGGUAUGAUUAAUUAAUGAAAUUGUAUAAGUCGAUGUACGCACUUAAUUAUUAUUUAUUAUAAAUUUGAAAACAAUGAGAUUCAGUGCACUCAUAAAACAACAGUUUUACAGAAUAGUGUUCACUAUUAGUACAGUGCCCUAGUCUGUAUUUCAUUUUCAAAUAUAAACAAAUAAACAACAAUACUUACAUGGAA
Molecule: messenger RNA, 4217 nt
Organism: Aphis gossypii (cotton aphid)
Lineage: Eukaryota; Metazoa; Arthropoda; Insecta; Hemiptera; Aphididae
Exons: 24
Coding region: 183-3608 (1141 amino acids)
Molecular function (GO): protein binding
Source: RefSeq, a predicted model, not a curated record